UCCUCCAAAACCAUCGGGAUUCUCUCUCCCCUCCCCCUUUACACCUUCCCUUCUCUUUCUCUCUCUCUCAACCUCACUUUUUCUCUCUCCUCGGAAAAUGGCCUCCCCCUCGUGAUCUCGCAGCUUUACCACGCCAUGGUCACAAAUAAUUGUACCUCAUCAUCAUCACCCUCCGCCUCCUUCACCUUCCUCCGCACUAUUACCUCAAUCCUUUCAAAAUCAGCAAAUAUCUCCUGAAUCCCUCUGAUCUCUCUCUCUCUCUCCCUGACCCUUCUUCCUACCCCUCCCCUCCCCCACUAGUCCGUACACACACCCCUAUACACACACACACCUCUUUCUCUACAUUUGCAUUCAGACCCACAUCCACAUUUCCUCACCAUCUCUUCCAGUUGUCAUUAGGGUUUUUUCAUUCUGGGUUCUGGUUUACUCUCAUUUUGCAUUAGGGUUUUCCGUCCAUAGCUUUCACCAACAAUGUCUUGGAACGACUCAGUCACCGAGCCAACCCGUCGCCCAACUCGCUCCACCUACAUCCCUCCCUACCUCAGAACCACCAACAGCAACAACACCACCCCAUUUGGAUCCCAAACCGACUUCUCAUCGGGUCCCCGGAACACCGCUCCAAACCGAGGUCGUGGCCACGGCCGCGGCCGUUGGGGUCAAAACCGUCAGUUCCACGACAGGCCAACAAAUGCCAACCCAUUUGACCUCAUCGAAAAAUUUGAUGAACUUGAGGUGGUUGAGGAUGGUAAUGUAGGGCAAGGGAUUAAUUUCGAUGCUUACGAGGACAUACCCGUGGAGACGAGCGGUUCGGAUAUUCCUCCUGCUGUGAACACUUUUGCUGAGAUAGAUUUGGGCAAGGCUUUGAAUGAGAACAUAAGGAGGUGCAAGUACGUGAGGCCGACGCCCGUGCAGCGGCACGCGAUACCGAUAGCGCUGGUCGGGAGGGACUUGAUGGCCUGUGCUCAGACGGGGUCGGGGAAGACCGCGGCGUUCUGUUUUCCCAUCAUUAGCGGGAUUAUGAGGAACCCCAAGUCGAUGUCGGUGCCGGUGUGGGGUGGUCGGGGUGGUGGUGGUGUUGCUUACCCGCUUGCUCUUAUUUUGUCACCGACUCGGGAGUUGUCUUGCCAGAUACAUGAGGAGGCGAAGAAGUUCUCUUAUCAAACUGGUGUCAAGAUUGUGGUUGCCUAUGGAGGAGCACCUAUCUCCCAGCAGCUCCGUAAUCUGGAAAAGGGUGUGGACAUAUUAGUUGCCACACCAGGGCGCUUAGUAGAUAUGAUAGAGAGGGAAAGAGUUUCUCUUCGAAUGAUCAAGUAUUUGGCUUUAGAUGAGGCUGAUAGAAUGUUGGAUAUGGGAUUUGAGCCCCAGAUUCGGAGGAUUGUUGAGCAGAUGGGGAUGCCUCGACCAGGUCCAAGGCAGACCAUGCUUUUCAGUGCAACUUUUCCAACUGAAAUACAAAGACUUGCUUCUGAUUUUCUCUCAAACUACAUAUUUCUUGCUGUUGGAAGAGUUGGAUCCAGCACUGAUCUAAUUGCUCAAAAAGUUGAAUAUGUUCAAGAGAUGGACAAAAGAAAUUGUUUGAUGAGUCUUCUUCAUGCCCAGAGCGCUAAUGGAGCCCAUGGAAAACAUGCUCUGACACUGGUUUUUGUAGAGACAAAGAGAGGAGCAGAUGCUUUGGAGCACUGGUUGUGCAUGAAUGGUUUUCCUGCCACAGCAAUACAUGGUGACAAAGUGCAAAUGGAGAGAGAACGAGCUUUGAAGUCUUUCAAAACUGGAGUCACCCCACUUUUGGUGGCAACGGAUGUUGCUGCAAGAGGAUUGGACAUCCCACAUGUUGCCCAUGUUGUCAACUUCGACUUGCCAAAAGACAUAGAUGACUAUGUUCACAGAAUCGGAAGGACUGGCCGCGCCGGUAAAUCUGGUCUGGCAACAGCAUUUUUCAGUGACAAGAAUAUGCCCUUAGCAAAAUCCCUUGUUGAACUCAUGGUAGAAGCAAAACAGGAAGUGCCACCAUGGCUCACUCAAUAUGCUGAGUCAUCAUCCGCCUAUGGCAGCAGCAGUCGAGGCCGUCGAUAUGGCGGCGGCAAGUUUGGCGGCCGCGAUUACAGAAACAGUUCUCAGUACAACAGUGGGGAUGAUUACAAUUAUACCCAAUAUGCUGAUUCCUAUGCUGCAGACACUUCUAGUGCUUUUCCUUAUGAUGCUACUCCCAACAAUGCCUAUUAUGCUGGUGGAGGUAUUGAUUCUAAUGCUGUUGGUUCACAUGGUUACAACUUUGAUCAGGAAGGUAUCGUAGCUAGUGGUUGGGAAUGAGUGCAUGGUUCGUAUGGUCCUUUUUGUUUAGUCUGGUAUUGGUAUAUAGUAGGUAAUCUAUAGCAGAGAUCGUAAAACGUUAAUGACAGUAUGGAAACAGAGAUGACAAAUAGGAUCCAAACAGUUAACAAGAAGUUAAGUUCACAAACAAAUAGUUAAGGUGGUAGCAUGUUUUUGUUGAGCAGGUGAUCCAUAUUUAGCUUACCCUUUUGACUUGGUGGAAUGACAUUGAUAGUUUUUGCCGGUAGAUUCUUCUGGGAAGAUUGUUCAUCUUGAUGGGAUGUUGUCGUUUGUAAUGAGGAUGCUUACUUGCGUACUUUAAGCUCUUGCUAAUACACAUGCCUAUUUUGUCUCA
Rhododendron vialii is the source of this 2665-nucleotide messenger RNA. Its product is annotated as DEAD-box ATP-dependent RNA helicase 52C-like. The record is from RefSeq and is a predicted model, not a curated record. Gene Ontology annotation, cellular component: nucleus. NCBI's taxonomy places the organism in Eukaryota, Viridiplantae, Streptophyta, Magnoliopsida, Ericales, Ericaceae. Gene Ontology annotation, molecular function: ATP binding; RNA binding; RNA helicase activity. The coding region runs from base 472 to 2310 and encodes 612 amino acids. The transcript is spliced from 6 exons.